Thamnophis sirtalis is the source of this 12431-nucleotide messenger RNA. It is a transcript of the gene CDK6, whose product is annotated as cyclin dependent kinase 6. The record is from RefSeq and is a predicted model, not a curated record. Gene Ontology annotation, molecular function: ATP binding; cyclin-dependent protein serine/threonine kinase activity; cyclin binding. Gene Ontology annotation, cellular component: cytoplasm; nucleus; cyclin-dependent protein kinase holoenzyme complex. Lineage: Eukaryota; Metazoa; Chordata; Lepidosauria; Squamata; Natricidae. Gene Ontology annotation, biological process: G1/S transition of mitotic cell cycle; signal transduction; regulation of G2/M transition of mitotic cell cycle.
GCAGUUGCAACUUGUUGUUAACUUUGGGUGGUUGUCUUUCAUUUCUAUAACAAGAGAAGGGUCCAUGUUGUAGAAUUGUCAGGUAUCUUUUCAAGCAGAUUUUAAUAAUAGAGUAGCUUUGUAGAAAUUAAAUUGGGCUAGUCAGUUGGAUUUGGGGACAUUUUCUGAAACACCUACAAAAGGAACAUUGAAUUUUAUGGUGGGAGAAAGGUGGGAUCAAAAUACAUUUUGUAAAAGUAAUUAUAAUAUAAUGGCCAAAAGGAUAACAGCUUUUUAGCAUGUAGCAUUCCAAAAACUAUCCUUGAGCUUCAGAGCUGCUUUUCCCACUUUGGGGCCCUCUGUUUUAGCAGCAUAAUCUGCAGAAUUUGUACUCCAAAUUCCUUUAGGCAUGCUAAAGUUCCCAUCUUUAAUUUCUGGUUUGUCCAGUUAGGACUGGCAACAAUGCAUGCCAAAAGCCACAGAGAAUCACGGCUGCUCUUUGUAGAUUAGCUUUCUCCUAUUUGGUACCAGGACAGAAUUGGUAACUUUUGAGUAAGAGAAAUUGUGAAAAUUAGAAAUUUAUGUUUUAAAUAGUGAAAAUAAAGCAUCGUAUUAAACAGAUUGAAUUGGGUUACACAGAGAUUUAUUCCAAAGACCAUUGACCAGCUAAGCAAUAGGGCAACCACAGUUUAUUACUACAGUUCUUGAAUGUUACAUCCUGUUGACUGGCCCAUCUUUAAUUGUUCUGGAUACUUGUUGAAGUAGCUGAAAGUGCAUUUUGCCAACUGGAAUCCAGGUCAACAGAUUCAACAGUUGGAACAUCAGGCAACAAUUUGUGAAGAAGGAAAGCCGUGAAGUCAUGGAUAAGGACAACAUGAGCCUAGCUGACCAGCAGUAUGAAUGUGUGGCGGAAAUUGGUGAAGGAGCCUAUGGGAAAGUGUUCAAGGCUCGAGACUUGAAGAAUGGAGGGCGCUUUGUAGCACUGAAGAGGGUGCGGGUGCAGACCAGCGAGGAAGGGAUGCCGCUUUCCACUAUACGCGAGGUGGCAGUCUUGAAGCAUCUGGAAACGUUUGAGCAUCCCAACGUGGUCAGGUUAUUUGAUGUAUGCACAGUAUCUCGAACUGAACGAGAGACAAAAUUAACACUGGUGUUUGAACAUGUUGAUCAAGACUUGACCACUUACUUGAAUAAAGUUCCAGAGCCUGGUGUUCCUAGUGAAACUAUCAAGGAUAUGAUGUUUCAGCUGCUGCGAGGCCUUGAUUUUCUACAUUCACACAGAGUGGUCCACCGUGAUUUAAAGCCUCAAAACAUUCUAGUUACCAGCAGUGGACAAAUAAAAUUAGCUGACUUUGGCCUUGCGCGGAUCUAUAGUUUUCAGAUGGCUCUUACUUCUGUGGUUGUUACAUUGUGGUAUAGAGCUCCUGAAGUUCUGCUUCAAUCCAGCUAUGCAACACCAGUUGAUCUUUGGAGUGUAGGUUGCAUAUUUGCAGAAAUGUUCCGUCGCAAGCCGCUUUUCCGUGGUAACUCUGAUGUUGAUCAGCUAGGAAAAAUCUUUGAAGUAAUUGGUCUUCCUGAAGAAGAAGAUUGGCCUAUUGAUGUUGCCCUCCCAAGGAAUGCUUUUGCUUCUCAAUCCCCACAGCCCAUUGAACUUCUUGUAACAGAUAUUGAUGAACUGGGCAAAGACUUGCUACUUAAAUGUCUGACAUUCAAUCCUAUGAAGAGAAUAUCAGCUUAUGAUGCCUUGACCCAUCCUUAUUUUCAUGACUUGGAGAAAUGCAAAGAGAAUACAGAUUCUGAUGUGUCCUCCAGUCAAAACUCCACAGAGAUGAAUUCACUGUAAGGCUUUAUCAAGCUAACCUAAGGAGAAACAAACUAGUUUGAUAAGAUCACUGUUAAAGGUAAAAAGCAUCAUUGUAUGUCUGAAAACUUUCUUGAAGACUCCACAUAAUUAUGUAGUUCUUCAAAAUGAUGCUUUGCCUCUCUAAGGGAAAAAAACACAGUUAGGCAUGUCAAAACAAUUCAAGAUACAAAAACUUUAAAUAGAUUUCACUGUAGCUUGGUAUUUGUUAGUCUAUCUCGAAAUCUACCAGAUGAAGAAGCUGUUGAUCAGUUUUGCUGCCUUUUUCUCCUAGCAUUGAACGAUGCCACCAUGGAUUAGAAGAAUUCAGAGUCUCUGCCAAAAUAUGACUUGAUUUCUGUUUCUGGGUGCUGAAGUUUGACGAGCCCCUUCUCUGGGAGUUAUGGUGGUAGUUUGUUUUGCUGUUUAUUUCCUUGAUCAUGAAUUCAGAAAUAUUGUUGAAGUAAUAUUUAAAAGAGUGACACUGAGCUAUUAAUCUCUCUACCCUAACGUUAAGAGAAAAAUGUAAAAAAUACAUCUGGCUAUUAUAAUCCACAGGUUCCUUCCCUAAUAAGAGAUGAGAGAUGAUAACUUUUACUGUGUCUGUGACUUAAUAUUCAAAUAUUAAUAAUAUACAUAUGGUAAAGGGAACAGCUGGUUUUAAAGAAAUUAAUUUGUAGCAAUCUUUCCUAUCAUCUAAAUUUAUGUCAAUCACUGCACAACAUUUCAUCUUUAUCUUUUCUGAUAGUAUAUACUUCUAUGACUUUGGAAGUUAUGAAUUUCAGAUUUAUCAUUUUCAGAUUCAAGGAUGAAAUAAGAACAAAAAUAAGUGUUCAUAUAUAGUUGUAUGUAUAUAUAAACACCUAAUUUUGCUUACUCACACAUGCACAUGUGUACAUAAACUAAAAUGGCAACCUGAAAAAAUCUCCAAAAUAAGCCCUGUUAAAUUUAGUGAGGCACAACUGUUUAUAGAAUUGAUUAUUUGAUAAAUUGCAAACUAUUUCCACUUAUGUGAGACUAAACUGCCAUUGAAUCACAUGUGAAUUUCUGCACAGCACAUUAAAAAAAAAUCUGCAGUCUUGUAUGGUUUUCUCUUGAGGGUAAAUUAUUUUGAACAAAAUGUGCUUUUAUUCAACUGCAGAUAUAUUUAAAGCCUUUGAAAUCUCUGGGACAAUAGAGUAAAAUCCACAGGGAUUAUAAUGGAAGUACUAUGCUAAAGUACUGUAUGGUGGUGUAAACAUGGAUCUAAUUUACUGAGACUUACUUCUGAAUAAACAUGCAGUGGAUUAUGCAAUGAGAAACCAGGUGCUCAUAGCUGACAUUCAAGCCUGUAUGUCAUUAUUGCAAUUAACUCAGGCAUCAGACCACAUAGCCUUCACGUUUGUUUCAAGUUUGCUUCCAAUCUGACAUUUAAUAUAAUUCAAUAGAUUUUAUUUUUCUAUAUGAAAAUAUUAGAAAACCAUACUGCUCUACUCUGCUUUGCCUUUCACAUUUGCUUUAUUUGAAAGCCAAUGUUAAUGAAUAAGUCACAUGGAUAUGUUAGCACAAGUAUUUUAAAUCUUGCAUUAAAUGUCUGUAUGUUUUAGAGUUUUUGUAAAAAAAAAUAGAAUUUUAAAAAGAAAAAUUAUUUUUGUAGUAUGAUUUGAUUAAAUCUUCUUAAUCCACGUCCCUCAUUGUAGCAUCUAAUAUAGCUCCAAUGCCAAUAUAUUAAUGGCUGCAACAAAUCAGAAGAUACAGGGGCUAUUGGAACCAAUCGAUGAAUUGUAUUCUUACCUAUUAUAAUUGUUGCUCUGCUAUCUAAUCAUCUUUUUCUGUUUACUAAGUUGUAUCAACUAUUUCUUCAUACUUUGAAUAUUAAUUCCUGGAAUAAGUCAAUCUUUUCCUGUAUAAUAUUCAUUCAUUUUAUUUGUAGCCUAUAUAAGGUGUGAAAAGGUGCAUGAGUCCAAAAAUUCAGCAUUGCUUUUGAUUUGUUUUCCUAAGUAGUGUAUCUCAAUAAUUUGUUCUCAGUGGAACAUAGGUAAGCUCAUGUGACUAUCUCUUUGUUAUAUCCCUUUGUUAUAUAAUGUCCUCUGUCAAGACUAGUCAUCCAAAUUACUAAACAAAAUGCCCUGCUUAGAAGUUUCUCACAGUUUGCGUAUCUAUUUCAAAUAAUUUUCCAGAAACUGAAACUCUGCUAUGCCAACAUUUUGCAAUCAUCUUGAACUUCUGUAGAGUAACACCAUUGGUUACUAUUGGUUUUUAUUAGUGCAAUUCUAACCCAGAUUGAAUUUAAGAGAGCUUAGUGUUUUAUGGAAAUAUCAAUGAAAUUAUUUCUGACUAAGCAACAGUAGAUAUACUUUGCAAAUAUGAGCAGUUCAAGUAGCCUAUUAUAUUUCCAAGUUUUACAUUGUGGAGAAGCAGUGAAGCUGACCAGAAGAAAUACCGAGGAACAACUUGUUAAAAGGCAGAGCUCCAAAUGCUGAAAAUCCAAUAUUGUAUUUCUGAUGUAUAGUUAGAAAGGACAAACCUACCUUGAACCUUGGAUAGUUGGUUUAAUACAAAUAGUAUGGACUAGAUAAAUUAAUAGUUGAAUAUGGUUAAAUGUAGUAUCCUCUGUUCUUUACGUUUCUACCUUUGCUGAUGUAUCCUAGUUAUUACAUCUAUAUCAUAUAGUUCUAAGCUGAACAUCUAAUUGCUUCUAUUAGUUUCAAGAUAUUUUCUUUAGAAAUAUAAGACUAUUUGUUCUGCUAUUCAUGCUAUCAACUAUGUGCAAUAGAAAUUAUUCAACUUUAUGUGUGUUCAUUUAGGUUUGGCGUAGACUUAGCUCAGGGAAUACCUGCAGAAGAAUCUCUCCUGCCACCAUUUCAGUUCCUUGGCUCUUGCCCUAAAACUCAACAGGGGCUUGCAAUUUCCAGGAGAAUUUUUCACUUUCUCAUUUCUGACAGUAAUUCCUUAGGAUGUGACAGAAGACCCUCUAAGGAGUUUUGAGGUGGGAGUGACUCAAAACCUUGCUGCACAUUUGGACCCCACCAUACAUACAGCUCUUUGGGCUAAAGAGCAAUAGAUCAGAUGCUGAGAAAAAGUAUUCCAGCAAAGUUUUCUUGCAGCAUGAUAUGAAUCUUUUGUGUAUUGUGUGUGUAUUGUAACCUGCACCAACUAUAUGUUCACCAGCAUACCAUAAAAUGUUUGUUUUGUUUAUGAGAAUUGUUUCAGUUAGCUAGUCUAAUUUUUAAUAGGAUUCUUCGUUCUUGGCCUGAAUAUACUGUAUGCUUGCAUAGCAAUUCAAAGUUUGCAGUCUAAGAUAACAUAUAAUGAGUUCUAGCAUCUUUGAUUCUAUUGCAAGGUUACAUUGAAAUUUAUCUUUAGUAUCUUUUACUUUAACCUAUUGGACAGCAAUAUAUCUCAAGCUGGUCCUGCUUGCUGUCAACCAUUUUCAUGACUAUCCCUCUUGCUGAACGUUAUCUGUUCAUGUAUGCAUUUUGUUACUUGUUUAUAUAAAAUACACAUACAUUAUUCACAGAUUACAUUGUACAGAUUUAUUGGCUGCUAGAAAUUACAAUUACUUUAAAUCCAAAAAGAUACGAUCUCAGGUAUCUUUGCACUUAACAGUAUCUUCUUUAUGGCUUAUAGAUUUUAUUGUAUUGCAUAUAAGUUUAUUCAAUAAUCCAGUGCACCAUGUUGAGUUUUAAAAGAUUAAGCAUACUUACAGUAUUUUUUAAAAAGCUUUUAGCUAGUGGUUUAGAAAUUUUCUACCCUACAUGAGGUCAGGAUAAAUUAACUACACAUAUUUUAUUAAAUCAUCAAAAACUAUUUUGUAUUCAUUAUAUUUAACUUAAUACAUAUAGAUAUAAUUUUAGUUGCAGAACACGUGAAAGUGACAAACUAAAUGGAAUAAGUAAGAGUCAGGACUUCAGAAAACAGUGUAUGUUAGUGUGGAGAAAUUUCAAAUAUAUUUAAGCAGACCUUAGCAUACCCUUAAAUUUAAGCAUCCAUCUGAUCACAAAGAACAGGAAAUAGCAUGUAGCUCAGAGAACUGCAAGUAGGGAAGAGAAUGGGAAUAUGCUAUCACCUUCUUUUCCCAGCAUAGAAACCAAGCAGGUUGUUAGAAAUCUCUAUAAUAACUGUAGCUGCUGAAAGGCACUCAAAGCUUAAAUCUCCUCUGCCAGCUUUCUAAACGCUAAUAAACUUCUUUUUUGCAGGUUACUAAUCUCUAAAACCUUAUUUUGAAGACUGUUUUGAUACAUAAAUAUUGACUUUUAUCCAACAAUUUGCUUCCUUCUUUUGAUAUUCAGCACAAUGUGUUCAUAAUGUUGCUUUGUCAAAAAUUAAUAUAGUCAGCCAGUUGUAUAUUUAGCAAUAAAAGCUUUUGAAUAGUUUCAAUAUACAUUUUAAAAGAUCUUGCAGGGAAAAUAUUGUUUUUUCAAGUUUGCAGUCUGUUUGCUUCUUUUUAUUUAUCUAAUUACAAAUUCUAGUGGAAUUUUUGUAUAUAAAAAUUAGAACUGCAAAUUUCUAGGCGCAUGCUUACAGUUCUGCUGCUUGCUUCCAUUUUGAUGAACAUGUCUAAAUCAUCCAAUAGUUGCAAAUAUCAGAGUCAAUAAAACAGGUAUUUUGCUUUCAGUUAACAUAAUUUGGACAUGUUUAGAAGUGGUCAUUCACUAUUUAUGCUGUUGCAUUCAUAUAAAUAUUGUGGUCCUCCACUUGCUAAAUGGACAUUUCACCUACUGAAAUCAAUGACCCUUUCAAGUACUAAGUUCAAGAUUGGAAUUUUUGAUACUGUACAUACAUAUUAUUCACAUUUAUAUUUUUUUCAUUAUACACUGUGCAGAAAAUUCAUGAAGAACUUGCAGUGAAUUAUCUACUUAUUUGUGGAGUUUCUUUCCAUUUUAUAUGUAAGGAGCAUGUUUUCAGUUUAAAGCAUAUAGAAAAAUGAAAGUACAACUCACAUCACAAUUAGACUAAAAUUGGUGAAGUGCUGAAAGACUCAGGAUAGAAAGAUCUGAAUUGGGGGUGGGGGCGAACAGUACUAGAGAUGAGUGACACAGAACAAAUAGGUUUGAUGAAAUACCAGGACUCAAACCUAAUAAUCUUGAAGAAAUAUAGGCAGAUGAAGCUAACUGACAGUCCGGAAGAACUAAUUUACCAUCAUAACCUAGGAGAAACAGAAAAUGAUACAAAGGCAUUGAAACAAAAUCAACAUUUUGUUUCAUUUCACAGAUGUUAGCCUGAAUAGAAGUAGUUAGCAAUAAUUGAAAAACCAGCGGCUACCAACAGGGUAUGAUGUUUGAAAAGUGGCAGAGAUAAUUAUGCCAUCUACUAUUUUUCAGUCUAAAUUAACUCAUGUCAUUUAAAGGUGACUAUCCAAGACUAAAUAAAGCCUUUUCUCUCAACUCUCAUCCGGAUGGCAAAUCCUCUGGCUGCUGAUGCCAUGCACAAUAUAUUCUUCAUAAACCCAGUGUUGGUUGGUUUAACUUGACAAUUUCCAAUUAGUAACAUCCAUUUUUGAAGGAUAUGCAUUGUGCAUCACAAACUUUGAUUUAUUAGGAUCUAUUGUUUCUCCAAUCCAUUGAUAGUGUCUUCCAGUUGCAGAUGUAUCUGUUGAGAGAUUGGUGAAGGGGAAAUGACAGUUGUAUUGUCAUCAAAGAAUGUGAAUAUUUGUGUGAGUCAUGAUGAAAGUACACAUUAUAUCAUUUCUAUAACAGUGCAUUUACAAUAUUGAUCUCAUUGUGGCUUAUUAAGGUGCCUAUGAUUUGUGAAUAUAAGAAAUCAGCAUGCCCCUUUUACAAAAUAUGUUCUAUACUUUUCAAACUGUUUACAGUGCCAGUGGCUAGAUCGUCAUGUUCUGCUAAUCCAUAAAAUAGUCUGUUGGGUUAUGUUAUAGCAUAUUAUAUGAACUCAGUCAUUUUGGGUUGUUGUUUUUUUGUAAAUCAUACUAGCAACUUGUGUGAGCAAAUUCAAAAAAUAUAUGAACCCUAUUAGUGUAUUUGUUUUAAUGAUCAGUCUGAUGUAAGAUAUCAAUGGAGUAGGACACCUAAAACAGUGAAUUAUAUUUUUACACUUUUACUAUUUGCUGUAUAUUAUUAUUUGCAUGUUGGAAUGCACCUCUAAAAUUAUUUCUUUUUAGGUGUCUACAGUCCAUAGAGACUAUUUGCCCUAUUGUACUAAAGUGAUUCAAAUUGUGUGCAUCUGCUGUAUAUGCUUACCAUAUGAGCAAAGAAGUUGGUUUCUGGGUCUCAGUUUGCCCUCCUAAGAAUAUGACCAUUCAUUGAUUAAAUAUUUUACUCAGUAAGAUUCUAUAGGUUGAAUAUUAUAACUUGAAAUUCAUUUUUUGAAAGUGGCAAAAAAUGUCUAUAUAUUCUGUCAUAUCAAAAUAUGUUUUUGUCAGUGCAUACGUCAUUUAAUUUUAUUUUGUUAUAUAAUCAUAUUUUUAUGAUUCAUAAUAUUUUGGAAAUGCAAAAAUACAUGAUUACCAGUUUUCUGUCUGAAGUUAAAUUAUAUUUACUUUGUUUUGAAUUAUAAUCCUAAAGAAAGUUUUCUGUUCUAGAAUAUAUCAGUGGAAAUUUUAUAAAGCAGCUUCAUUGUUAAGUUUCUGAGACUGUAUGGAAUUCUACAUUCAUGGGCCUUUUAUUUUUCUUUUCUGAGCAAGGAAUUAAUGUUCACACAGUGAGGAAUCUGCUGCUUUCCUCAGACAAGAGAAUGAGCAAAUUCUGCACAUAAUUCCAGGCCAUGGGUACUUCAGUGGUUAUACAUAGAUUCUAUUUCCUUAUUAACUUGAGUAAGUGAUAAUGACAUUAUUUUUGAGAAAUCACAUUCUAGUGAAUUGCAAUUGCAAUUACGAAUAAAGAACAAUUCUAUGUAUACCAGGUUUUCUACACUCCGCUGAGAAUAGGGUGAUCGCACAAUGAGAGAAUGAGCUAGUGUCUUAACACAGCUGGCUGACUCACUUAAUGGUAUAAAUAUUGAUUGAAUUAUCCUAAUGAUGCUAUUUCUCUAGCUCAGGGGUGACAAACCUUGGGCCCAGAUGCGUCACGCGCUGGCCAUGCCCACCCCUGAUUUAACAAACGUGAGGACAAUGUGAGGACACGAAUUUGACACCCCUGCUCUAACUCAAUUGCUUUGAGCUUUCAAGCCUAGAAUUAAACCUGAGGGUUUUCAAUCAGCUGACUUUUCUUCAGGAUUGCAAUGCUAUUUAUUAGAUGGUUACAGUUUGAGGAUUGUGUCCCUAAGCAGAAUUUCUCUUGAAAUCCUUCCAUCUAAACUAGUGAAUUUUAAAUGUCUUUACAGUUACAAAAAAAUUGCAGUCUCAGGUUCUUGCUUAGCAACUGGCUGAUUUAAUGAAGAUACAUGGUUAGUAACUGCACUCAAACCCAAUUCAUAGGGUAAAAAUUUAUUUCCACCUUAUUGUAUAUCUGCAGUGUAAAUGAUUGCUAUUUUAAAUGAUGUAUGUUACAAGUUAACUAAAGUGGAUCUCUCAGCUACUUGGAGCUGAGAUAAAGUGUAAAAUGUAGUCUUAAAAUUGUAAGUGUAGGAGAUCUGGACUCUUGCAUUAUUGUUUUCAUUUUUUAAAAUGUUCAUUAUAGAUUGUGAGCUGUUAAUCUUAUUAGACUAAAAGAGAGACAGAAUUUUAAAUAAAUCACCUGAACAAGCUGCAUAGUAUAAUAUUUGUAUUUUGCCACUAAAGAGACAAAGCUUGUUGGAUAUAAUAUCUUUUAGAUCUUGUUUUUGAAAAGAACAUAGGUGAACUUGAUAAGUUUAAAUAGAGUAAAAUUUAUAGAACAAUACAAUGUAAAAUAUUUUGUGGAAAAUUAGUUAGAUUUAAUAAGCUUUCUUUUUUUCUUUUUUGUAGUUUUUAGAAAUGAGUCCAUGAUAACUGAUACAUUUUAGCUUUGAUAACUCUGUAUAUAAAAAUAAAAUUAUGUGACAAUGGUUAAAUAAUUCUACCUUUGUUGAAUGGGGAUGCCAAGGAAAAAAACAUUCUACUGUGCUUCUAGACACAAUUUGUUCAGCAGAAGACAUUUGAUUGAGGAUAGUCGCUGUUAUACCAAUGUUGUUAGCAUAACACAAGAGGCAGUAUAAAAGAGUAGCCUAAUUGUUUAACUACAAAUUAAAUAACACAUUCCAUAUACUGAGCUGACGUUUAAAAGCAUCAGUUCCAUGAAUGAUCCAUGCUUUAAUUUCAAUAACAAAUUAUACUACAAUAAUAAAUACUAGGCCACUGCUUGUGUAUAAAGUUUUAGAGAAAAAUUGUGGAUUAAGGUAAGAAUUGUUCAUGUUAAGUCUUAGUUUCUUUUUGUUCUCUUAUUAUAAAUUAAAAGGAGAGGAAGAAGUGAAAUAUUGAUGAAACCCAUUACGUGUUAAUUAUUAUAGUAUAGUAUAGCGUUUAUUGUCAUUGUACAAAAUAAAUACGAAAUUGGUUUAGAAACUGGGGCCAUUGAUGAUUUUAAAAAAUAUGAAUUGGAUGUCUCUGCACCUAAUUCUAGUUCAGCAGGGACUCAAUGUGUUCAGAGAUUCUUUCUAAGAGGACAUACUGAUUAAACCUGAGAUACAUGGAUGUUUAUUAAACUCUUGGUUUACAGUAUUACAGUAUUUAAAAUAUUGGUAUUGACCAGUUUUUAAAAUUAUUUUAUUCUGAUCAUUAGAUGUUUUUUCUGUUUUCUUGUCAUUAGCCCAAUUUGAAAGCAAUGUAAUAUAAUUGUAGCCUUCCACAAAAUCUGAUGAAUCACAAAAUUAUUCUCAGUUGGAAAAAAAAAUUGACCUGAAGAUAACAUGGAUUGCCACCGCUAUAAAAAAACAAGUGAAACUUUGCCUAUGAAAUCAAACAAUCCACAAAAGAGAGUGAUUAUGUAUCACAGAACCAGCCAAAGAUUAAGUUGUCUUCAAUUGAAAAGAUAUUCCACCCCAAAUAUUGUUACUACUGAGUGUGUUGUGAGUGGAAAAAGUCAUGCAUACCUUUCUGAGCAGAAUCUUCCAAGACUUUAUAAAUGGAUCUGAACUCUCCAGUGCGAUAUAAGGAAGAAUUAUAGCAUCUAAUACUUUUACAAUUUGGUGUAUGUGCUUAAUGGGGCUUUUAUAUUAUGUUGUUCAAUCUAGAAUUGUUUUCUCUGUUCUGUUAAACACAACCCUUAGAAUUAAGCCAUUAGAACUCUUAAUAUGAGAUGGCAGCAUAUUAAAUAAAUGAAUAACAUCAGAAUGAUUCUGUCCCAAUUAAGUCACUUUUAUAUCAAAAUCCAUUUAUGAUUUUUGAAUAAUUGCAAUAAAAGUUUCAUCAAAUUAAAAAUUUGCACUUUCAGUGGAGCAUUACAUGUAAUAUGCGAUUGUACUUUGUUCUUCAGUCAUGUCCUGCUUUUUUGGAUAAGAGCAUCCUCAAUCUAAAACUUCUUCAACAGCUGUUUUUCAAAGAUGCAUAAAUUGAUGGAACAUAGUUAUUGCUGUUUAAAGAAUCUGUGUUUCUUAUUCAACUAGGUGAUGUUAGAUCAGUUUGCAAAGAAACAGCAUGGAUCAAACUACAUAUAUUCUUCCAAUAUUACAUCAAAAAGUUAUUUUAGAGUAUCCAUGCUAUAUUAUAGCUACAUUCUGCAAUAAUGACAAUGCUGAAAUUCUGUGAACAUUUAUUACAAGUAGUUUUGUUAAGCAAGGGUAGAAAUGUACUGUAUGAAACAAUAACAUUUAUGGCUAGAUAUGAACUUGUUUUAUAUUACAACUUUUGAAAUAUUAUAUAUUAUAAAAAUAUUGGUGGGCUGCUUGGACUAAUUAUAUACAUAUCUCAACAUUACUUAAGUGUCUUUAUUAGUAGAUGUCAUUAAUUAUAGAGAUUUUAGGAAAGUUUCAUUAAAUAUUUGAAUGUUUAAGAAAAUAUGUGCAGAAAUAUCAUAAUACAGUUCUGUGUGACUUGUCAUACUUUUCUGUGUCAUGGAAAUAGUCUAUUGACAAGCAAAAGAUUGAAGAAGAUAUGCAAAUGUAUUCACCUCCUGUCAAUUUUAAAGCAGGAUUCCUUGAUGUAACAAAUGGACAUAAUUGGGAAGCAGGGGGGAAGUGAUACCACAUAUAUGACAGUAAACAAAUUAUUCAAAUUAUGUAAUUAACGAUGAGAAUUGAUAUUAUGAUACAUUUGAUGUGGUUUCUGUCAAAUACAUAGGGUAAUACAACAUUGCAGUUUAUUUUCAUUCUCACAGAAAUUUAGAGCACAAUCCUUUAAAUAAUUGUUGAGAACAAACCUUCCUUAGUUGAGUUUAACACACCAAAUAUGUGUAAAAGAAGCAGCCAAAUAAGAGGGUUAGUGUUGCUUGUUAAAUAGAUUUUAUAUUUAAGUAAUACAAUAUAGAUGAAUUGUUGAUAAAAAAUGAGAUGUUUAGAUUUGCUGUUUGAGACACAGAUAUGGAACUAGAUAUUUUUCUGUUUAUAAGGUCAAAAACCAUGUGCAUAUAGUUGAAGAUAAGUAUCAGAAUGAAAAAAUACUAUCAAAACAUUUCAAAAUCAGGAAUAUAAUUUUUUAUUUUAAUUAGAUGAAAAGCAUUUUGAAAUAAAGUAUGUCUUCAUAUAUUUUAGGCACCCAUCUCAGCUUUACUUUUAUAAACUUUGUAACAUUGAAAUGUAAAAAUAAAUGCAAAAUCUUCAAGUAAAGUAUAUUAAAUUGACAACA